Messenger RNA from Sycon ciliatum, 1077 nucleotides. Its product is annotated as neurogenic locus notch homolog protein 4-like. The coding region runs from base 1 to 1077 and encodes 358 amino acids. NCBI's taxonomy places the organism in Eukaryota, Metazoa, Porifera, Calcarea, Leucosolenida, Sycettidae. The record is from RefSeq and is a predicted model, not a curated record. Gene Ontology annotation, molecular function: calcium ion binding; heparin binding. The transcript is spliced from 9 exons.
AUGAAUUAUUUUGAGGAUUUGGGUCGGAAACAGAAGGAAGACGAUGAUGGCUACAGCGACGAUUCAUUUGAGGGCAACACUUUCAUCGAGCGUAAAAGAAUUGAUGCUGGUAGUCCCGCGAUCUGCAGUGACGAGGAAUUCUACUCUGAUGACAACCUGGUGGAGUGUGAUGGAGAGGACGUGGAGUGCAAACUUCUUCGGCCAUCUACAGAUAUGGACAGUGUUUUCGCUGGCAGUUCUCCAGUGGUGGUCCAACCAGGAGUGUCGUGCAAUGUUCUCACAUGCAACAAUACAGCAGUAAGCAACAACACAGUCGGACGGAAGACUACCAAGGGUUCUCGACUCUUGGAGACAUUCCUCUCCAACAGCAGGGAGAUAUUGCUUGUCGACGAGCCGCAUGUGGAUACGACGGGUCGCAAAGGAACCGUAGAAUUGACUUUGUCUCUUCUUAACAACGGAGUUUCACACAACCUUCGCUUGUGCGCUCUCAAGUUUCCUACGGAUUUUUCAAAUGGCAACAUCUUAAAUUCAGGUGGUGUAAAGAAUUAUAUUGCUUCAAGUUUGACUGAGGCCAAAUGCCGGCAAAACUGUAGCAUCAUUUCCGACCUGGACAAAUGCGAUUUGUGUACCGGUUAUCUGUACAACUACAAUUGCCUAGAGCGAGAUGAAUGUCUACAUCAGAUUCAUAAUUGCGACUCCAAUGCUGCGUGUACCAACACGGCUAGGUCCUACAACUGCACGUGUAACUCUGGGUUUUCAGGUGACGGCAGAUCCUGCGUAUGCAAUUGCUUGAAUCACGGUCAGUGUACUGAAGAUGGCACCUGCAACUGCCAGAAAGGAUUCCACGGAGACAAGUGUCAGCAUAACAUUGAUGAAUGUUUGCCGGCUAGCCCAUGCCAUGUGGAUGCUAUCUGCAUUGAUAAUGAGGGCGGAUACAUGUGUCUGUGCAAGUCAGGUUACCACGGAAAUGGAACUCAAUGUCAAGCUGUGUGCACAAAUCCCUGGGUGAAAAAGAACAAAGCAUGUGAAUGUAAACCGAGACCAGACGGACCCAUCUGCACAGAAGGUAAGGGCUAA